AUGAGUCUCGAAGACCCCCAAAUGAGUGCACAUGAAUCCGAAGACAUAUCUGAGGAUAAGACCUUACGGCCUCUAUCGGGGCAGACUGCCGUCAACACAUCUCCUAGUUCUAGUUCGUCGCUUCCACCGUACGGUCCUGCAAGAACGGACAGCACGACUACAACUAUUCGGCAAAGAGAUACUGGAGCCGACGAGGAUUACAGAAUAAUUCGUCUCGCGUGUCUCGAAAUAGAACAAAAUGGUAAGGGGAAGUCUGAGUGCGACCUUUUACUCGAUCUGCUAGAUAGCUUUCGCGAACACUGGAAAACGUCCCACCCAGCAAUGGAGCAUUUGAAGACUUCUCUUAUCACCACUAUUGCUGUAUGGGACGAACAAAGGGCCUACUACGCCUCUGACUUUAGCGGUAAAAAGAGCAUUUAUCGUGUCGUCGGCCGGUUUCGACGUCACAGACCUGGAAAAACACCUAUCGAUCUUUGUCUUGUUCUUUGGAAAGAGAUGUAUAUCAGCGAAAGAGAGAAGGCACACCUCCGCGAUACACAUCGAUACAGGAUCAAAGAGAUUUGUGGCCCCGACGAGAAAUUAGAUAUCGUGAGGAUCAAGUGGUGCGCAUCUUGGGAGCCAGCAAAGAACCUUCCAAGACAUCUUCAGGGACUGGACGAGUUUUCGGCACACGUAAAGGGCGCGAGAGCCAUUGGUGACGAUAUACCUAACUUCGAGAUCAAUGUUGGGAGUUAUGAUGCAGGACCCUACUGCUGCUGCGACUUACACCCGUUUGACGCAUAG
This is a messenger RNA of Orbilia oligospora ATCC 24927, 783 nucleotides long. RefSeq lists its product as uncharacterized. NCBI's taxonomy places the organism in Eukaryota, Fungi, Ascomycota, Orbiliomycetes, Orbiliales, Orbiliaceae. The record is from RefSeq and is a predicted model, not a curated record. The transcript has a single exon. The coding region runs from base 1 to 783 and encodes 260 amino acids.